This is a messenger RNA of Pseudozyma flocculosa PF-1, 1701 nucleotides long. RefSeq lists its product as uncharacterized. The transcript has 2 exons. The coding region runs from base 1 to 1701 and encodes 566 amino acids. The record is from RefSeq and is a predicted model, not a curated record. NCBI's taxonomy places the organism in Eukaryota, Fungi, Basidiomycota, Ustilaginomycetes, Ustilaginales, Ustilaginaceae.
AUGGGUCUUUUUGGCCUCAAGUCAAAGAAGUCGUCCCACUCCGACUCGAGCAGCAUCCGGAAGCACACCCUCCACGCUUCCACCGCCUCGUCGACCGUCAAGCACAACCCCGACGCCUCCGACAUUGUCGGCGACUCGCCCACCUUCAACCCGACCCCGACCGCCAAGUCCCAGCCUCGAAGGCAGGACUCGAUCACCUCCGAAACCGCCAGCCUGCGCAACCGCAACUCGACCAACAUGAUGAAGCUCUUCGGAGGCAGCACCUCGAAGCGCAGGCCCUCAAAGGGUCCCUCGGACUCGCAGUCUCCCAACAUCACCCAGCCCGCAGAGUACUUUGAUGGCGGCAGGAAGUCGACCAGCCAGGCGCGCACCCCCGCCGCCGAGCCUGCCGGCAGCAAGACCUCGACGCCCGUCGCCGAGACGGCCAAGCCCGGUGUUGCCGGCCUGCCCACCCUCGGCUCGCUGCCCACCAUCGGCACGCCCACCGGCGACGGAAGCCUCGUCAACGCCGUCAACAAGGACGUGCCCGGCGCCGGCCUCAACGCCAACGCCGGACCGCGGCCCAGCGACCUCUUUGCCGGCAAGGGCGUCCAGUGGAACCAGAUCGACCUCACCGCGCGCGACUCGACCGCCAACGCCCAGCCGCCCAAGGCCGAGGACCUGCAGAGCUUCCUCAAGGCUCGAAGACAGUGGAUCCCCACGUUCAAGACCGAGGACUCGGUCGAGGAGGAGGAGAGCAUCACGGCCGACCGUCUCGCCAACCUCAGCUUCACCACGACUGGCGUCGACAGGUCGGGCGGCCUGAUGAGCCUCAAGGACCUGGAGGAGUCGCACAAGCGCAAGGCCGCCCUCUCUAGCCAGCUGCCCAUCGUCACGGGCAACAACGGCACCGUGUUCGAAGAGGCUGGAGCCCAGGCUGGCCGCGGCUCGAUCAGUGCCGACCUGCCGCCAAGGCCCACGGCGCCGCUGAGGAACCAGUCGUUCAGGACGAGCAACUUUAUCGGAGGCGGAGGGGCGAGCAGUGCCGCCAGCGGUAGCGGCAGCGGCGCGACGGCCAACGGCGGCGUCAACGGCCACGGCGCCGCCCUGACAAAGUCAGGAAUCGGCAGCCUGUCGAGGAAGCCCGUUCCCAAGGCCACCGAAGAGGACGGUGCAGGCCCGGCGGCGGCCACGACGCCGCAGCGCGACAUCCCGCAGCGCAGGAGCUCGAUGCAGCGGAGCAGGCCGAGCUCGGACGUCAACGGCUCAGAUGUCGCGCCGGCAAACGGGACGUCGGCGGUUGCCGCCAACGGAGCUUCCGCGGCCGAGGGCACGCCAGCGGCCCACGCUGCUGGCCGGGCCUCGCUGGACACGGCCACAGGGUUUGCCACUCCCGAGACGGGCGAUGCCGCAGUGGUCGAGAACGCCGGCACAGGUGCCAUUGCGGUGCCUCACGUCUCUGCUUCACCCGCCGGUGCAGCGGCACCGCCGAGGCCUCCGAAGGCCGACCGCACUCCGACGGCGUCGCGCAAGAACAGCCAAGAUCCGCUGCACGCCAGCCUCGGCGCGGCCGACUCGGCUGCCGCAGGAACCAGCGACGGACACACUGCAGAGGUCGGUGCCCUGCAGCGGGUCGACGAGGUGGCUUCCAAGGCGGCGCCGGCGCUCCAGACGCAGGUUCCGGGCACCGGAGCCGCCGCCGCCGCUGCUAGCUCCCAGUAG